Coturnix japonica (Japanese quail) is the source of this 3665-nucleotide messenger RNA. RefSeq names its product DDHD domain containing 2 (gene DDHD2). The record is from RefSeq and is a predicted model, not a curated record. Gene Ontology annotation, cellular component: cytoplasm; COPII-coated ER to Golgi transport vesicle. NCBI's taxonomy places the organism in Eukaryota, Metazoa, Chordata, Aves, Galliformes, Phasianidae. Gene Ontology annotation, molecular function: protein binding; glycerophospholipase activity; metal ion binding.
CGUGAUGGUGAUGGGAUGGGAUGGGAUGGACCGCCCCGAUCCACGGCCGGCCCCCCCCGCCCCGAGCAGGCGCAGCAAAGAGCGGAGGCAGCACCGGGGGCGGGGAACGGAGCCGGGUCGGGAGCGGAGCCGGGGAGCAGCGCUGUGCCGCCCCGCUGUGCCGCCCCUCGGGCCGGGGAGCAGCGGAACCGUCCUACGAGCAUCAUGUCUAACCCGGAGCAGCAGCCGGCGCUGCCCAGCCGGGCUGCCCACGAAGCUGCGGAGUUGGACGCGGGGAAUGGGUACGAAGCGGUCGUUCCGCAUUGGUUUUAUUGCAAGGUGACCGGCGGGAGGGAGCGGUGGCUGCCGUUCAGCGUUCAGGACUCGGAGAGGCUGGAAGAGGCUCAUAGUGCAGGGAAGGAUAAAGCAGAUGUGGUCGUCCCGACAUCAGGUGGGAGGUACGACGUGCACCUGAAGCAGAGGCAGUGCCUGGCGGUGUUCUGGGAGGAGGAGGUGUCCGAGGUGCGACGCUGCACCUGGUUUUAUAAAGGGGACAAGGACAAUAAAUACGUCCCCUAUUCAGAGAGCUUCAGCGAGGAGCUGGAGGAAGCGUACAUGGUUGCUGUAACCCUGGAUGAGUGGAAGAAGAAGCUGGAAUCCCCAAACAGGGAAGUCAUCAUCUUACACAACCCCAAGCUCAUGGUGCACUACCAACCCGUUGCCACCUCUGACGACUGGGGCUCAACUCCUACAGAACAAGGGCGACCUCGGACUGUGAAGAGAGGAGUAGAGAACAUUGCUGCUGAGAUCCCCAAUGGGGAACCUCUGCAGAUUGACCACCUGGUUUUUGUGGUGCAUGGGAUCGGGCCGGCGUGUGACAUCCGCUUCAGGAGCAUCGUGCAGUGCGUCAACGACUUCAGGAGUGUUUCGCUGAGUAUGCUGCAAACACACUUCAAGAAGGCACAGGAGCAGGAGCAGAUCGGCCGGGUUGAAUUCCUGCCUGUCAAUUGGCACAGCUCCCUGCACUCCACUGGCGUGGACGUGGACCUGGAGCGAAUCACUUUGCCCAGCAUCAGCCGCUUGCGUCACUUCAUCAAUGACACCAUCCUGGAUGCUUUCUUCUACAACAGCUCCACCUAUUGCCAGACCAUCGUGGACACGGUGGCCUCGGAAAUGAAUCGCCUCUAUCUGCUCUUCCUGCAGAGAAACCCGGACUUUAAAGGAGGAGUUUCCAUUGCAGGUCACAGCUUGGGGUCCCUCAUUUUGUUUGAUCUCCUGACAAACCAGAAGGCUGCUCCUGAGGAUGAGCACAGCAGGGAGGGGACUGAGGCGACUUCAAGCAUCAGGGGUGCUGAGGAAGUCAGUGAAAUCCUGAAGAAGUUGGAUCUGUCUGAGUACUGUCCUGCUUUCGAGAAGGAGAAAAUAGAUGGGGAAGCGCUGUUCUUAUGCAGAGAGAAAAACCUCGAAGAAAUGGGAAUUCCCUUAGGACCACGAAUGAAGCUCCUCCAUUACAUCAGCUCCAGGAAGGAGAUGCAGGACACCAAAGAACUGAGCGCUGCAGGGCAGCACAGCAGCAGGGAUAGUCCAUACCCCGACGUCAGCUUGGGGCAGGUCUCAGCCAACUACCCUCAGCUGCUCUACAAGCCCACCAUCUUCUUCGCUUUUGGGUCUCCCAUUGGGAUGUUCCUCACGGUGCGAGGAGUGAAGCGGAUCAACCCAGACUACAGCCUGCCCACCUGCAAGGGCUUCUUCAACAUCUUCCACCCCUUUGACCCGGUUGCAUAUAGGAUUGAGCCCAUGAUCAUCCCAGAUCUGGAAUUUGAGCCCAUGCUGCUCCCACAUCACAAGGGCAGGAAGAGGAUGCACCUCGAGCUGAAAGAAGGGCUGACACGUAUGAGUGUGGAUCUGAAGAACAACCUGCUGGGAUCCCUGAGGGUGGCCUGGCAGUCCUUUACCCGCGCCCCAUUGGCAGCUGUGGAGGGAGCAAGCAGUGAGGGGGAGGCAGAGACGGAGGCGAGCGCAGAGAAGCAGCCAGAUCCAAAGCCAGAGGAGGCCCCGGCACCAUCCAAGGAGGAUCCCUCCCUCAUUAACGUGGGGAAGUUGAACGGGGGGAAUCGUAUCGACUAUGUGCUCCAGGAGAAGCCCAUCGAGAGCUUUAAUGAGUAUUUAUUCGCACUUCAAGGGCAUCUCUGCUAUUGGGAGUCAGAGGACACCGUUCUGCUGGUUCUGAAGGAGAUCUACCAGACAAUAGGUGUUACAUUGGACCAACCUUUGCCAGGAAGCCAAUGACCACCCCGUGCUGUUCAACCACUUAUACAAUUCAAUUGAGUACUCACCAGGAAAAUUCAGACUCUUCUCUGCCUUCCUCUCUCCUGUGCUGCUGUGCCCCGCAUGCUGACUCCCCAGUAUUUGCUGCUGCCUGGAGAUAAAGAUGGUUUUCCUCCAUUUUGGGUAGGAAAAACAACCAACCAAACCAACCCCACUCCUGCAAACACACACACAGCACUUACACUGUGACUCCCUGUGGCAACACGUGCUGUCAGCCCUGAACUUGUCUGCCCACCUUGUAGGUUAUCACACGGGCUUUGCAGUACUGAUGCAGACAGCUGCCUGGGCUAGGAAAUGCAAUACAAGGGCCUGAACCCUGCUGUGGGCUUAGCAAGGAUACUCUUAGCUUGGGACCUUGAGAAAUAAAAGCCUUAAACACACAGCAUGGAGAGAGCAAUAGCAGCCUUGAGCAAGGGAGAUGCUGACUUCUCUUGGGAGAAGGAUGAGGCGCCGCUCUCCUGCUGUAGCACUAGGUUGGAGUGCUGCAGCCUUUGGGAGGUGCAGGUAAGGAGGCGCAGGCAUCUGCACACACCGUUGCUCAUGGCCACGUGCACAGCAACCCCAGGAAAGCUUUACCUCCAGAUCCAAACUUGGGGAAAGCAGCUGCUCCCAGCACCGGGCCCUGCAGGGACAGCCCUCCUCUGCUCUGCAGAAGCACACAGCAGUGCUGAGUUCAAAGUGGCUGCAGGGAUCUCAUGCCCAUCAGGCUUCAGCCCAGUGGUUUUGUUGGCAAAUACACCAAAUGCAGCCAGUGUUGGGUCUGUUGGCUCUGGGCACUGUCUGUGAACCCACUAUAAAGAUUCAAGUAGUUUGGCAGGCAGCACAGCCUGCAACUUGCUGCUUCGUGUUAGCUCUCCUCCAAAGGCAACAGAGAACCCUGGGUUAUCAGUUCCCUGUGACCCAAACCACUCCCAGACUGCAGCUGGAGCCUCAAAGCGGGCAGGGGAAACGUGGCAUGUAAAGCCACUGCAACCUUUGGAAAGAGCCACCUCCCUCCCGCUGACUUUUGCCCUGCAUGGGGUAACAAGCCUUGUUUCCAUAGCAUCCAUUUGUUGAUCCUCUGUUGUACUUGGUUAUUUGCACUAUUCAAAAGGUGUCGUUUGCAGCCUCCGACCUCCUCCCAUCCCAAAGGAACUGAAGCUGUUCAAUUUACUUGACUACAGAAACAGACGUGCUGCUCCUUCAGAGCCUGAGUUUGCUAAAUGCCUCCUAAAGGAGCAAGAAAAGGAACAGUCUUAACAUGGGACACUCGUGACCAGCUUUUAAGUUAUGCACUUUGUUAACAACAACAGCAAAAAAAAAAAUAAUGUUUUAAAUGUUAUUUAAUGUCUUUUCCAGUAAAAGUCAAAACAAGUCAA